Molecule: messenger RNA, 1343 nt
Organism: Scomber japonicus (chub mackerel)
Lineage: Eukaryota; Metazoa; Chordata; Actinopteri; Scombriformes; Scombridae
Product: crystallin J1A-like
Exons: 10
Source: RefSeq, a predicted model, not a curated record
UCAUUGGCACACAAUGCUCUGAAUUAUGUUUUGAGUGAAAUUUAGGAAGUGUCGAGGGUUAAAACAAACUAUAAUACGACCUGUGCGUCGGAGUCUAAGAUGGCUGCAGCUCUGGCCAACAGAGCAAUAGGAGCUAUCGUAGGAUCAGCAGUUGCAGAUGCAGCAGCGCAGCCCCUCCACUGGGUCUAUGACCUCCAGAAGCUGCAGGGGAUUCUGGCUCAGGAUCCAAACCCUGAAUUUCGCUCCGAGUCGGCCAACCCGUUUUACAGGAGGCAGACGGGCCAGCAGAGUUGCUAUGGAGACCAGGCUUAUGUCUUGCUGGAGUCCUUGUCCGAAUGUGGAGGUCUAAAUGUUGACGAUCUGAAGCAACGCACCCUGAAAUUCUUUGGACCCGGAUCAGAGUAUGAUACACCUGUCAACGAUCCUUACAGAGAGAGAGGAGGGCCAAGACCUCAGCUGCCUAUCGAGGGACCAUGGAGACAUGGAAGUUUGAAGAGCUUCCUGAAGAACGUGGAUGCUGGCAAAGAGGAGACAGGCUGUGAGACUGACUGUCAGAUUGAUGGAAUAGCCAAACUGGCUCCCAUAGUGGCUUUUUAUGCAGGAAAGCCGGACAUGCUGGAGAAGGUUGAGCAGGCCGUUCGUGUCACCCAGAAUAACGAUGCAUGUGUGGCAGAGACGCUGGCAGCUGCAAGAUUCCUGGAGCAUUUCAUCCUGAAUGGUCCUGAUCCAAAAGCCUUGGACACAGUGCUCGAUCAGCUUAAUGACCCAAACAGGAAGCAGCCACAGGAUCUGGACAAAGCAGUUGCUGGGCACAUUGUUCAGGUGAAGGAGAAUUUAUCCAAGACUCCCCAGGAGCUAAUCCCCACUGUGUUUCCAAACACAUGAGGUUUGCCAGGUGCGUUCCAAGCAGCGCUGCACGGAGUCCUGACAGGCAAGCAGUAUGAGCAGGCUGUCAGAGGCACCAUGAGCUGCGGGGGAUGCACCAGUAGCAGAGGAUCCUUCAUUGGGGCCUGUCUGGGUGCUCAGAUUGGAUUGGAGGGAAUUCCAUCUUCCUGGACAGCGAAAACCCUGCGAUAUGAAUCACUGUUGGAGCAUGCCAAGAAGAUAACUAAACACCACCAGUAGUUAUUCUUCCUCUGGCAGUGGCAGUGUAAUGAGUUUAAUGAUCUAAAGUGGCAAAGAAACAUCAUGAAAAAACUGUUGAGCUUUCACAGAACAGUCAAUGAAGGUUUUUGUCUAAACUGUUGGACGACAAGAGCUAGAUGUUUUUGUUUCUGUUGAAGUUAAACACGUUGGUUCAGAUGUUCUGUACAUGUGUUUUUCUACAAUAAAGUCAUUCUAAA